CAGAUUUGUCUGCGCAGUUGAAGUCGUACCUUCAUCGAAGUCUCAAUCAAUCGUUGUCACUCGCUGCUCAGUUCUCAGUGCUCUCACCUCUUCUCCGUCAAAACAUGGAUUCUCCACCUUCAUGAUCAGCGACAAAGGAUUCACCUUGUCCCUGAUUCCUCUUCUGGGCUCGUCUCAAAACUGGUCGUUUCUUGAGCGGUGACGGGAGGCAGCCGGCGAGGUCAAUUUAGGCUGGUUGAGGGCGAGCUUGCGUAUUUCAAUUCAGGAAACGCGCUCUGAGUUUCCGAUCCGCAGUUAUGGAGGCGUAUAAGGAUUGGGUGCGGAGGAAUAGAGAUUACGUUAACUCGUUGGAGUCUCUCGCCAGUGGACUGACGUGGCUUCUGCCUGAAAGGUUUUCUGAGUCAGAGAUUGGACCAGAAGCAGUUACUGCGGUUUUGGGUAUGAUUACUGCAAUCAAUGAGCACAUAAUUGAUACAACUCCAAGAAGCCAGACACCUGCCGUAGCAAUAGAGCCUCACUCUUUUCCUUAUCCGUUAUGCAUAUCCAUGAUAAAGGAACUGGAGACAUUGGUUGAAGUUGCUGCACAACAAUACUUUGGCGAUGAUAAAAAAUGGAACUUCAUUGCUCUUGCAGAAGCAGCAAAGGUGAUAGUUAGGUUGGCAUCCUUUAGGAACAGUGGAUUUCGGAUGCUUUUACAAGGAGGAGAGACUCCAAAUGUUGAAAAUUCACCAAGUCCAUCAAAGCUUGGGAAUCAUCAUGAGCCUGACCAUUUUCCGAAUAUGAAUGGAAGAACCCAAUGGAAUAUGGAAGGCAAGGCCUUGUCUGCACUGAGCAGAUUCCGAGAAAAUGCCAGGAAGGGUGCUGACCCAGAGUGGUUACACAGGGUUCAGCAUCAACAUCCUGUCGUGGAGCCUCCAGCUGCAGUGGUUCAACGGCCAACACUCUCGAAGAUAUUGAAUGAGAGAGGCGUUUCUGGGUUAUUAUUUGUGCUAGGGGAGGCGCUGUUCAUUACAAGACCCCUUAUCUAUGUAUUAAUAAUCAGGAAAAAUGGAGUUCGUUCAUGGGUUCCUUGGUUUCUUUCUCUAGCUAUUGACUUUGUUGGGGUAGGUUGUCUUACGCCACUGUCAACAUUGCGGUUUGGAGGAAGGGAGGAACAGUGUCAAUUUACUGAUGCUGAAAAGCAUGAGCUUAAGAGAAGAAAACUGUUAUGGGCACUUUACUUGAUGAGAGAUCCCUUCUUUAGCACGUAUACAAGAGGAAAACUGGAAAGCACUGAGAAGAUAAUGGAGCCUGUACCUCUAGUCGGGAUUCUUACAGAAAAACUCGUCGAGCUUCUAUCCGGAGCCCAAACUCGAUACACGUACAUGUCCGGGUCAUGAGACGGAGUUCAAACCGGAAGAAGUCGAAUUUAUCAAAGGGAGAAUUUAUGGGUGAAGUUUCCCCAUCUUGUCUAUCUAUAUAUUGGUCAUGGAUUGUUCUGCAAAGUGCAAUGUCUGGGUGGGUGAACAAGAGCAGAAGUCUGGUGACCAAGCUGAGACGAUGGAUGUUGGCAUGGUGCACACUCGCAACGAAACGGUUUGAGCUGAAGGGUUUGCUUUGCUUUGAAGGUUUGAGAGUGUCAGCUGAGCUAUCUACACCAUUACCAGAGUCCCCUGCCCCAUAAUACAAGUUGAUAUCACUGAUUCAUCAAACACCAAAACUCUGACAGCCUUUAUGCUUGAACAUUAGGCUGCACAACUCGGGGGGAAAAUUAGGGAUGUAAAGGCUAAAAUGAUUUGAUUAGUGUUCGUCAUCAACAAUCACUCAACUUAUCCACAUAAUGCUUUGAUGAGUAUUCGUCAUUUCUCUUUUACCUCUCC
Linum tenue is the source of this 1859-nucleotide messenger RNA. The record is from the annotation of a GenBank genome assembly. NCBI's taxonomy places the organism in Eukaryota, Viridiplantae, Streptophyta, Magnoliopsida, Malpighiales, Linaceae.